Molecule: messenger RNA, 3040 nt
Organism: Parus major (Great Tit)
Lineage: Eukaryota; Metazoa; Chordata; Aves; Passeriformes; Paridae
Gene: CREB3L3
Product: cAMP responsive element binding protein 3 like 3
Exons: 10
Coding region: 1276-2616 (446 amino acids)
Biological process (GO): regulation of transcription by RNA polymerase II
Cellular component (GO): nucleus
Molecular function (GO): RNA polymerase II cis-regulatory region sequence-specific DNA binding; DNA-binding transcription factor activity, RNA polymerase II-specific
Source: RefSeq, a predicted model, not a curated record
AAGGCGGUGGGCCUGUGGCGGAGGUGCCCCCCGAGGGGCACGGGCUGUGUGGAUGGAGCGUUAAUUAAAUUAUCACUAAUUAGUGAUGCAGAAACGGGCAGCAGUCCUCCAGCCGCAGUCUGCUCUGUUCAUCCCGUUCGUGCCUGAUCCCAUGCCCGAGACCCCCGAGGCUCAUCAGGAGGGGCCCCGAACGGCCCCGGGUGGCGGCACCGGGCGGGCGCCCUUUGCCCGGUCCCGGCGGGGCCAUAAAGCAGGGAGCAGCCGCCGUCUGCUCGGGCAGAGGCCGUGGGGCGGCCGAUAAGGGGCCGUGGCCUUGUCCCCGCGCCACGCCUGGGGCACACGGAGCCUUAGUCAGCGGUGUCCCCUCCCUGUGCCCGGGAUCCCGAGGAUCCGGGAGUCCCGGCCCCUGCUGGGGUGGGAUCCACUGAGGGGUGCUGGUGUUGUGCUGCCGCCCCUCACUGCAGGGAAUGAGGCUUUGGCACAGCCGCACCCCGUGUGCGGCCCGAGACUGCCGUGAGGGACUCGUGGAAUAACCCCAGGAUGGUGUGGGUUGGGAUGGAUUUUAAACACCUCCCAUUCCAUGGCAGGGACAGCUUCCACUGCACCAGGGCACUCCGAACCCCGUCCAGCCCGGCCUUGGGCACCGCAGGGAUCCAGGGGUGGCCACAGCUGCUCUGGGCACCUGUGCCAGGGCCUCACCCCCUCCCAGGGAACAAUUCCUCCCCAAUAUCCCAUCCAUCCCUGCCCUCUGGCAGUGGGAAGCCAUUCCCUGUGUCCUGUCCGUGCAUCCCUCGUCAAUGGUCUCUCUCCAGGGAGAGCCACGGGCAACCAAGGCUUUUUUGGAUAAGCCAUCAGUGGUAGAGUCCAAGCCAACGUCCCCAGAUAUCGCCCUCAGCGCACAUCGAAUGUGAUUAAUGCCGAGAUAUCUGAAAAAAGGGAAACUGUCCCCAAAAGUGGGUGAAGGUUCAUGGACAAUUAUAGCACCUGGACUUCGCCCGGCAGCCCCAGCCCCUCCUGCCCCGCUUGGCAGAGGAGCACAAAAACAUUUGGCUAAUGAGUUAUGGGUCCAGCCCCGGGGCGGCCCUGCCAUCACACCCCGACAGCCCCAAUCAGGGCUGGGACAUUUUGCAAUCUGCGAUAUUAUUUCUGUGCAGUUGGAGUUUAAACUUUGCCACUUGAGUCAGGAGGAGGAAGAGGAGGAGGAGGAGGAGGGUGAAGGCCAGGCUUGUCCCCUGCGCUCCCGUGUGUGCUCAGAGAGGGUUGAGAGGACAAUCCAUGGCAUCUCACUCAGCCAUGGCCUCCAGUGUGGGCAGCCUCGAGAACCUGGACCUGCUGGAUCUCCUCUUCGACUGCCAGGACUGGAUCCUGCGUGGGGCAGAGCUGGGGACGCCGCCGGGAGCCUGGCCCCAGGACAGGCGUGCUCCGGACAGCAAGGACCUCCUGAGCUCCAUCCUGGGCUCCGGGGACUCGGUGUCAGACUCGCCCAGCUGGUCCCCGGCCACCAGUGACAGCGGGGUGUCCGAGGACCCCCCCUCUGACCAGCACGACAGCCCCCCCCGGAGCUGUGACAGGGGUCCCCGAGAGGUCCUGUACCCCUACACCGACCCCUGCCAGGCCCAGCCCCCCCCGGCGGGCUCUGGGGUCCUGCACCCCGAGGUCUCCAUCGACCUGGACAUGUGGCACCCUGGGUUCUUCCUGGAGGAGAGCCAGGACGUGCCCGUGGUCCCCCCUCCUGCAUCCUGUGCCCUCACCGUCAAGGACCUGCUGCUCUCGGGCAGCUCUGACAACCAGCCACAGGCUCCUGGCUCCCUGCUCCAGCCCAGCCAGGGCCCCUUCCAGGAGCUGGUGCUGACAGAGGACGAGAAGAAGCUGCUGGUGAAGGAGGGGGUGACCCUGCCCACGCAGCUGCCCCUCACCAAGUACGAGGAGCGGGUGCUGAAGAAGAUCCGGAGGAAGAUCCGGAACAAGCAGUCGGCUCAGGAGAGCCGCAAGAAGAAGAAGGAAUACAUUGAUGGGCUGGAGAGCAGGAUGUCAGCGUGCACGGCCCAGAACCAGGAGCUGCAGAGGAAAGUCCUGCACCUGGAGAAGCAGAACUCAUCCCUCCUGGAGCAGCUGAAGAAGCUCCAGGCCAUGGUGGUUCAGUCGAGCAACAAGGCAGCACAGACAGGAACCUGCCUGGCGGUCCUGCUGCUCUCCUUCACCCUCAUUGUCUUCCCCUCCAUCAGCCCCUUCGCCCCCAGCAAGACUGAGGCAAACGGCGACUUCAGACCUGUGCGAGUUUUCUCCAGGUCCCUGCACAACGCCGCCGCCUCCCGCGUGGUUCACACCCAGCCCCAGGCCGGGGAUGAGAAGCUCCCGGAGCCGCUGUGGUCGGAGGAGACGCCCGAGACCCUGCCCGAGGCGCUCCAGGGCACAUUCCCGACACCGCCGGACAAAAGCUCCCUCCGGAACGACACGGGGGCAUCGGCCCCCGAGGGGCUGAGCCCUGAGGACGGCGACCACGGGGAAGCUGUGGCAGGGGAUGGCACCGUGCCACAGCCGGGGCUGCCAUCCCUGGCGUGGUCCAAGCCCAGGCACGGCCGGCCCGCGGUGCUGGAGCCGGCGGAAGAGCUUUAGGCAGAGCAGGGAGCACGGGGGUGCUGUGGGGUGCCAGCACCUCAUCCCCUACAGGACAAGCCCUCGGGGGACUCCUCCAGGAUCUGCCUCCGGAUGCUGGCCCUGCUUGGCUUUGCUUGGAUUCUGCGAACUGGGAAGAAGAGACCUGUUCCCACUGGCCUUACUGGGAGGGAAGGGGCUGCUCCUGCCCCCCGGCACAGUGGGAGUUGUGGAAGGGACAUGGGGUCAGUCAGGAUGGAGCUGAAGAAGCAGGAGGGGCCCUGGUCUGGUUGGUUGCUGAUGGUGCAACUGGUUGGUUUUGUUCUUGGUUUUGUUUUGGUCUUUGUUUUUGUAAUUUUAUUUUCAUCUCUAAAUAUAAGAUAUUUUGGAAAAAAUCCACUGGCUGUAGUUUAAGAGGGGGUGAUCCAUGAGGUUUCAAGGAGCC